AUGGAAGUGAAUACCACCUCUGGAGGUGCAAAGGACUACCAUGGAAAUUAUCACCGGAAGCCGGAAAAUAAGGAUGAAGAGCGAGAUCAGCAGGACUCAGACGAAGAGGAGGAAACGAGAGGGAAAGAUAUGGCCAAGAAGACAUGGGGGGAUGUAAUCAGGGAGAUGAAGAUCUUCCUUUGGAAUCCAGAGACAAGGCAAUGCUUGGGAAGGACAGCUCAGAGUUGGGGCCUGAUACUUCUCUUCUAUCUCGUUUUGUAUACGUUCCUGGCGGGUAUGUUUGCAUUUUGCCUGUACAUCAUGCUGCUCACCCUGAGUCCCUACACGCCCACCUAUAGAGACAGAGUCGCUCCGCCCGGAGUUAUGAUGCGGCCAUAUAUUCGAAAUACAUUCAACAUUGCUUUCAACAUUUCCCAGCGCGUCACAUGGGAACCUUAUGUGGAAAACAUGGAACACUUCCUUCAAGAUUACAAUGAUGCCAUUCAAGAAUCCAAAAAUAUUGUGUGCACACCAGGCCAGUAUUUCAUUCAGGAGGAAGAAAGCAGCAUUAAACAAGCCUGUCAGUUCAAGCGUUCCGAAUUGCUGAACUGUUCCGGGAUAGAUGAUCAAACCUUUGGAUUCUCCCUCGGACAGCCUUGCAUCCUGCUAAAGAUGAACCGAAUUAUAGGCUAUCAGCCUGGGUAUGGGAAACCCGUCACCGUGAGCUGCAAAAUGCAGAAGGGUGAUGAAAGCCAUCUCCAUGAGAUAAAGUUCUAUCCAAGCGAAGCCUUCGACCCCAUGUACUUCCCUUACUACGGCAAACGCACGCAUGUCAACUAUACGCAACCGGUGGUGGCUGUGCAGUUCACCAGUGUGUCUAGGAACCACAACAUGAACAUCCAGUGCCAGCUGAAUGGGCAGGGCAUCAUCAAUGACUAUAACAAUGACCGGUUUCUGGGCCGAAUCAUCUUCACACUGAACAUUGGCGAAUAGACCGGAGAAGCAUUUGCCACCACUCUUUCUGCAGCAGUCAAAUCUUUCCUAACCACAGGGAGCAGGUGGCCAUUCCCAAACAC
This is a messenger RNA of Varanus komodoensis (Komodo dragon), 1055 nucleotides long. It is a transcript of the gene ATP1B4, whose product is annotated as ATPase Na+/K+ transporting family member beta 4. The coding region runs from base 1 to 972 and encodes 323 amino acids. Gene Ontology annotation, biological process: potassium ion transport; regulation of DNA-templated transcription; sodium ion transport. Lineage: Eukaryota; Metazoa; Chordata; Lepidosauria; Squamata; Varanidae. The transcript has 8 exons. Gene Ontology annotation, cellular component: nuclear inner membrane; sodium:potassium-exchanging ATPase complex. The record is from RefSeq and is a predicted model, not a curated record.